AUGUUGAAGACGCCUCAUGCAGAGACAUUUCAUUUGGUGCAAUAUGAAGGCCCAGUCAGUGGUGGCAAUUGGACAGCACUCUUUCAUUUCCCAACUUCUCUUGGUGUUCCAGAAACGGACCAUGAUAACUGGCAGAGAAUUGAGUCCAAGUUUAGUGCUGACAAUUCAAGAGUUUCAACAUUGUCUCUCACUGGCUUGUCAUUCACGGCUGUUGUCUGCGACAACCAUGAUAACUGGCAGAGAAUUGAGUCCAAGUUUAGUGCUGACAAUUCAAGAGUUUCAACAUUGUCUCUCACUGGCUUGACAUUCACGGCUGUUGUCUGCGACAGUUUGUUUAUUUGGGGAAAUGCUCUAUUCUUCAGUCCAGAUGGUGGAAUUUCCAUUCACUGGCUGACUGGUUUUCCUGGUAAUUCAACGAUAAUGGUGUUCACUUCCUCUGCGUCUGAUGGAACGUUUGCAUUCCUUACAGACAUUCAAGAGGUGGGGUUUGUUCGUAUUGUGUAUUGUGUCUGGGUGGGCCAAGCAGGCUCGGCUGAGGUUCAACGCCUUAAAAGCACUCUAGGCGAAAACGCGCUCGCUCCAGGCUUCCAUUCUCGCAACAGUUCAUUCGUUCUGUCGAUAUUCUUUGACACAGCUAGAAGGUUGCAGAAGAUUGUAGCUGAAGGGAGAGAUGAUGGUGGCGAGACAAAGUGUAUCUCUCGUGAGGAAAUUCCUGUUGGCAAGAUUAUCUCUCGGCAAAUAUUCGCUCAGAAACAAGAAGAAAAUGUAAGAAACUAUCAAAACAACAAGACCAAUUUAACGUCUUGCCUCCAGAAACCUUCAACCAAUCAGAAUCAACUGAACAUUGUAGAGCGCGCAUGUCCCUUCGCGCGGAUCGCAUUUCAGGCUACACACGAUGUGUUAUAUACAAGAAAGUGCUUCUACAAAUUUCAGCCGACUGUGCAAUGGGACGGCAGUCUCGUUCAGAAGAGCGCCACCCUUCAUGAAUACUUCAAUAAAGUGAGCAAGGCUGUUGACGCGGACUGCAGCGGCAUAAGUCAAGAUAGAAGACAGGCCACGAAGGAUGAUUUACCGGAUGUGAUUCAGCUUGGACGAUCCGAGUGGUACUCGUUUGUGUUUUAUCUUUAUUUGGAACACGGCCAAGUUGAAACCAGCAUGCACCCGUGGAGUCUCUCUCAUCUCCAGGCCUCGCUUCAUGUGUCAGACGCCACGGUUCUGAAUGUAACGUCGCUGAGAACGGAACUGAUUCCCCAAAAAGCAGUCAAAUAUGCGGUAACCUUGCAAGAUGGCGGAGUCAGACUCACACAAUACCGCCCGGGCGAAGGACUCGCGCCUGCCUCUUUACAUAUUAAGAUUUGGAAUUCUGGUUUGUCUUGUAGCACCAGUUAUGGCAGUAGGGGCGCUCUUCAGGGUUCGUAUGCAGUGGCUGUGCUUCUCGGGUGUCCCGCGGGUCGCAAGCUGGUGUUUGAUCCGGAGGCCUCCAAGACCGCUUCGGGCAGAGAGCAUUUCUGCUCUCCCGUUCAUGGUGUACCGUGUUUCUAUUUUUAUCGAGAUUUCCUUCCAGUGUUCAAAGUAUUUGACCUAGCCACGGGACAGAUAAACCAGUUUCAUGGAAAAUAUGAACUGAAGAUUAUAUCGAACCUGGAAGAGACACAAAAUCGACUAGAUUUGUGUAGCUUUAUUCUCUCAUGGAGUUUUUCAUCUUCGCCCAAUUACAGUUCCACGGCUUCUUUGAUCUGGGCAUCCAAAUUAAAGACUUUAGGAGAUAUCCCUGUAUUUGACAGUGAAACAAAUGGCAUAAGCUGGUUGUGCGGCACACAGAGUCCUUGUGCUGAUAUUGGCCCAAACUUUCCUGGAAAUGCUGAGUAUUAUUUCAAAUUGGAGUUUUCAAACAGGAUUGUGGAUGCCGAUUCUUCAAACUGUGACUUUACGAUCCGAUUCCUAAUACGAGUUCAUGGCUUGCCACCAGGCUCAUUUAACCCGUCCUCUGUUAUUGUUCUGUCUUGUCUAGGUAUCUUGGCCACUCUCAUCUUAACGUUCUAUUUAUUGAAACGUCAAGACGCCAAGCUAUGGAGACAGCUUAAGAGUGUGCUCUCUGUGUUUCGACAAGUGUCUGUCCUGUGUAGGAUAUUUAACCUGAGUGGGGUUAGGUUGCGCAGAAUGAUGGGUACGCGCAGAAAUAGGGUCGACCCUCUAGCUGGAGAAGUUCGACUAGAAACCAUUCAUCAAGGUAAGGUGCUGAAAAAAUAGUUAUCACACGAAAAAACCCGUUUGACAAUGUAGUCAUUUUCUGUGCAGUUCACUUAAAGAUCUACUCCGGCAAUUUGAUAGGCUGAAUUAAUUCUUGGAGCGAAGUUUCGAAUUUCCUAAAUGGAUGUCCUGAUCGUAGGUAAGCGGCAUCGUUGAUGAACGUUUUCUUUUCUUCUUUUCGCGUUUUCAGAAAUGAAUGCAGAAACUGAAGGCUGUGAUGAUGCCUCCAUCGACAUAAAAGGAAACUCUUCGGAGCAGCAUAAAUAUUUGACCACAAACGUAUGACUUACUAUGAGACCGUUUUUUUCAUGUGGACGGAAAGCGUACUGGCCUUGACUAUUAGCUUACAGUACAGCCACAGUAUUACCUGCUGUAGCUCAAGUUCAGCUGUUUUGGGCAUUACUUCAAGGCGAAUUUUGGACGUCUCUUGAACAAUGAAGACUUGAGCUGGCGAAGACAGAUUAGUUCCCAGGGUUGUAACUCAUGGAGUUGAAUAUAUCAUCGUUAGUAUUUCAAGCUUGAACGUAGAAUCGGAUAACCUUAUUCCCAGGAUCUUUUCAAGGUUACAGCACAGGCUGUCUAGUACCUUGCUUACCCUUGCGCGUCUUUAUUUCGUUCUUAGAGCUCCCACUGUUGUAAUUCUUCUGCUUCUGUUGUAAACACCAGAAAGUUUCGCAGUAUGUUUGAUCUGUGUUUUUAGCUGGAAGUUUUCGCAUUCGUCUUGAUUCAGUUCCUUUGUUUUCUUAUUAAAUUGUUUCUCUGAAUGGAGUGGCAGUUGUCAGUUGUGUUUGGUAAUCUUUACUUAUCCGGCAGUUAUCCCUGAAAUCUCCUAGUUCGCUUGCUUGUAUUUAGCGGAAAUCUCCCCUUUUGUAUUCCCUUAGUGGAGACAACGUGGCCGAGUGGUUAUACGGUUAAGGCGCCGGACUUGAAAUCCCGAGG
Messenger RNA from Orbicella faveolata, 3189 nucleotides. Its product is annotated as cation channel sperm-associated auxiliary subunit gamma 2-like. Lineage: Eukaryota; Metazoa; Cnidaria; Anthozoa; Scleractinia; Merulinidae. The record is from RefSeq and is a predicted model, not a curated record. Gene Ontology annotation, cellular component: CatSper complex; motile cilium; sperm principal piece.